Messenger RNA from Microcebus murinus (gray mouse lemur), 3877 nucleotides. The record is from RefSeq and is a predicted model, not a curated record. NCBI's taxonomy places the organism in Eukaryota, Metazoa, Chordata, Mammalia, Primates, Cheirogaleidae.
UACUAAAUAUGGUGGUUAUCAAACUGAGCAUCAUGCGUUUGCAGUAUUUCCCAUCAUAAGCUAAUAAUGGGCAUUCUUGGAUAUCUUAUGCCGUUAGUGAGUGUGAAUUACCCUCACCAAUCCUGAUAUUACUGGCACUUUGGCGGAAUAGUAGAUAGUGUCUACAUGAAAGGAAGCAAAUAUUAUUAUGUCUUUUUGGAAGGGCAUGUAGGUGACAUCAUCCGUUCAUUUAUCAUCAGUAAAAGAGCUAGGUGAUAACAGAAUAUGUAUAUUUUUCCUAUUCUUUUAUUGUUUUUUGAUGAAGUAUUUCCUAUGGCAAUGGUUUUCAGACAUUAGUUUCUACCACAAUAAUCCGAGGACAUUUUAAAAAUUCCUGAGUCUUACUCUCAGAGAUUAUAAUACACUUGGUCUAGGGUAGAGCGCAGGAAUCUGCAUUUUUAAAAAUCACCCUGUAUGAUUCUGAACCUGAGGAGUAGGGAACUAUAACUUGAGCAGCACUGCUCUACAGAGGAGAAUUUUUCCUUCUUUAAAUAACCCUGUGAUUUUUGAAGAGUUUGUUCACUGCUGGGCGACAUUUUGUGGGUUUCUGUUAGGUUUCUGUUAACUGGCUGAAUCGAUAACCGUCAUAACCAGUUCCAGGCCUCUGAUUGGCCAGAACUGUGUAUUCCGUUGAGGAAGUAGAUGGCAGCUUUAUAAGGAUAACGGAUUUGGGGCGGGGCUAGGGGAAGACAAAAUGGCUGCCAGCCUCAUGGCGCCAAGCACUCAAAUGUGAAGAACAGAAAAUAAAAUCUUCUGGGGAGGUCUUCCCUGUUCAGUAGCAGAAACAAAUAGAAUGCAGGCUGCUUGAUAUACCAGCAAGUGAAGAACUAAGGAGAGUAUCUAUCCUUGUUCUCCUUGGCAACUGAGAGUCUGCUCUGAAAACCAUCAGGCACCAUGGGGAAGCGGGAUAAUCGGGUGGCCUACAUGAAUCCUAUAGCAAUGGCCAGAUGGAGAGGCCCAACUCAAUCUGCAGGCCCAACAAUCCAAGAUUACCUAAAUCGACCAAGGCCCACCUGGGAAGAAGUGAAGAAACAAUUAGAAAAGAAAAAGAAAGGCUCUAAAGCAUUGGCUGAAUUUGAAGAAAAAAUGAAUGAGAAUUGGAAGAAAGAGCUUGAAAAAAGCAGAGAGAAAUUAUUAAGUGGAAAUGAGAGCUCAUCUAAAAAAAGAGAAAGAAAGAAAAGGAAAAAAAAGAAAUCGUGUCAGCCUUCAUCUUCUUCUUCAUCAAGCUCUGAUUCUUCAAGCAGUUCUUCAGAUUCUGAGGAUGAGGAAAAGAAACAAGGAAAAAAGAGAAAGAAAAAGAAGAACCGUUCAUAUAAAUCAUCACAAAGCUCUACAUGUGAAUCGGAAUCAGAAAGCAAGGAAUCUUCAAAAAAGAAAAAGAAGUCAGAGGAUGAAACAGAGAAAGAAAAGUAUGCUAGAAGCCUCAGCAAGAAAAGAAAGAAAACUUAUCCUGAAGAAAAACCUUUAUCAUCUGAGUCCUCAUCAGAAUCAGAUUAUGAAGAAGAGAUGCAAUCAAAAAAGAAGAGAAGACAUGAAGAGCGAGAAAAAGUAGUGGAUAAAGUGAAGAAGAAGAAGAAGAAGAAACAGCACAAGAAACAUAGUAAGAAGAAGAAAAAGAAGUCUGCUUCCAGUCACAAGUCAGGGUAACAUCAAGAAAAAAAAGCAAGAUUUCCAUGCUUUAAAAAAGCAAAGUCAAAAGGAAACUUCAACUGUGAAAGUUAGGGCAUAUUUACCAAAUGCAUGAAUUUACCUGUGUUAGUAGAAUUAUUCCUGGACUUUGAGUUGCCAGUCAAAUGCCACUGUGCCAGAAAGGGCCGUAAUUGUUGCCUGCAGCUUAAAUAUUAAUAUAUGGUUUGUUUUGUUUGUUUGUUUGUUUGUUUGUUUGUUUGUCUGUGUUUCCUUCCAGUGGUUAAUUCCUCUGGGAACUAAAACUGUUGUUAUACUAGUGGUUAAAAUGUUGGGAAUUAAAGUAAAAUGCUUUAGAUAAUGAAUAAUUUUGACCAAAAAUAUGUAUCUAUGGUUAAAUGUAUCUAAUUUGGAUACAUCUUUAAAAUAUAAUCAGAAAUUUCCAGAUGAUUGUAGCUGACAUUUUUGAAGUAAGGAAUUAACAUUGAUGUCUCAAAAUCCUUACUUUUAUGGAUGAGUUGAGUUUAUUUUACUUUUUUCCUUAAUAAACUUUUGUUUACAUGGGGAAAGGGCUUGUGGGGGUGGGAGGGGAAGUGUUUGCUAAUCAGUUUGGCUAGCUGAAUAGUGUGCCUUUGAUCCUUACACACCCUAAUUUUGCCAGUGCAGCAGCCAUUCUUUUCUUACUUAGUGAAAUUCUGGGAUGUUGUAUGCUUCUCUACGUGAACAAGAAAGACACCAGUUUACAGCAUAAGUAUGUCUCCAUAGCUAUGAAAUUUACCUCCACUUAAGCACUAGUCACUAUACAGUACUGAGUAGUAUUUAGUAUUUGAAUAUUACAUGAUUUGAAUUAACUUUGGUACCCUUUCAAAGGGAAUCAUUUUAAAUAGACCCUGAUAUUUUUGAUUACGAAAGAUUAUGAAUUUUUUUGCACGUUUUAUACUAUUGUUUUAAUUAUCCAGCAAUAUUCUAUAUAACCAGUUUUUUUAAAUAUAAUUUAUGCUUAGCAUACAAGUUUCAAGUUUGUAGUUUCUUAAUCUUGCUAUAUUAAUUUUGUUACUGUGUUUAAUUGCACACUUGCCAAAAUACUUAGCAUGUGAAAAGAAGGUUUUUAAAAAAUAUUCAAUGCCUUCAUAUUGAAGCUGGUUUACUGUAAGCAAGUUGAGUGCCAGACCUCUAGUACGCUCUGUGUCUUCUUACGUAAAACUACUGCCAAAAUCUUAGUAAGUAUGCUGUUAAAAGUUUGUUGUCUUAAGCAUUAAUAUUGAAUUAAAAUAGGAGUUAAAUUUAGGUAAUAGUAACAUCUUUGAUCUUACUGUGUCCAUAUUUUACUAAGAUUUGGUGCCUUGUGUAUGUUGCUGAUUCACUUUUGCCACUAAUGUUAAAAGGAGUUGAAAAAUUUAUUUUUACUUUACAUUUUUAUAUAUCAGAGUAACAUCAAUUAUAAAUUUAUGUAUCAAAAACACCUAUAACAGAGGAUGUGCUGAUUGUAAUGUCAUAGGUACAAAGUAUUUUGGUGUGAUGAGAAGCUCAAUAGCUAUUGUUUUUACAUUGCUGAUUUUGUCUCAGAUCCCUUGGAUCACAAGUAAAAUUAUAAUGAUAGAAAACAUCUAGUAGAUAAAUAACCUGUCAUCUCACCAAAUUUUUGCAGUGGAAGUAUCGGAACCUCUCAGUAAGGUUCUUGGAACGUUAUGGUAAUGCCAUGUUAGAUCACCUUGGAGCUUCAUAACUAGCUUUUUCCUAAAAAUAUAUCUAUAUGUAUAUGCUGGUAAAAACUAUUACAUUUAUGGGAUAUUUUGUAUUCAUAUAGAGUUUUUCAAAAUUGUUGUUCAUUAAAAUGUUUUUUAAAAGCUUAUAUUAUUUGUAGAAUAUGGCAAAGACAUUUACAGCUCAUCAUAUAUCUAUGUGCUCCCAUUCACUUCCCAGCCCCUUAUAGUUAGGCGAUGCCAUUCGACUACUUCUAGCAGAGGGAUUGUACACAGAAGUGAUGUUUUGUUUCCAUACUGGAGCAGUAAAAAGUCCUGCAUGACCCUCCAGCUCUCUCUUACCUGCCUCAGUGGCCUGAAUGAAAUGUGUUCCAAAUGGCAUACCUACAAGAUGGAUGCACCCUGGAUCUCUAAGUUGCUGUUUAGAAGGGACCUGCCCUGGAGUGCUGAUGGACUUGCAGUACACUUUUUGAGAAUAAGAAAUAAACUGUUAUGUGUUAAGCCACUGA